Messenger RNA from Dicentrarchus labrax (European seabass), 4040 nucleotides. Its product is annotated as olfactory receptor 6N2-like. Gene Ontology annotation, cellular component: membrane. The record is from RefSeq and is a predicted model, not a curated record. Lineage: Eukaryota; Metazoa; Chordata; Actinopteri; Moronidae. Gene Ontology annotation, molecular function: G protein-coupled receptor activity; olfactory receptor activity. Bases 189 to 1115 code for a protein of 308 amino acids. Gene Ontology annotation, biological process: G protein-coupled receptor signaling pathway. The transcript has a single exon.
CUGAUAAAAAAUCAUUCCAUGGACUCAAACACUUUCACUUGGUGAAUUCUGGGGAUAAACACAGUCUUAGUGUGUUUUAAGGUCAGGUAAAUGAAAAAUACUCUCCAGUACAGGAUACAUGCUUAUUCCUUUUCUCAGUUACAUUAUCUGCCUCUUCUAUUCAUAUUCAUAUAUAUUUGACAGUGUUAAUGGAUGAUGAAUUAAAUGUAACAUACGUAACUCUUGGUGGGCAUGUGGAAGUGGACAAAUACAGAUAUCUUUAUUUUGUGAUUAUGUUAACAGUAUAUAUUCUAAUAAUCUGCAGCAAUUCCACUAUUGUGUAUCUCAUCUGGAGUCACCAAAACCUCCAUGAGCCUAUGUACAUUUUCAUUGCAGCUCUGUUAGUCAACUCUAUUCUUUUGAGCACUUCUAUCUACCCAAAGCUUCUGAUUGACUUUUUAUCUGAACAUCAGAUCAUAUCUUAUUCAGCCUGUCUCUUUCAGUUUCAUAUAUUUUAUUCUUUAGGUGGUUCAGAGUUCUUACUGUUGGCAGCCAUGGCCUAUGACAGGUAUGUGUCUAUAUGUAAACCUCUGCAAUAUGCCACUAUCAUGAGAAAAACAACUGUCAGUAUUUUCUUGGUCUUAGCCUGGAUUCUGCCUGCCUCUCAGGUUGCCGUUCCAGCUGGAUUGAGUGCUAAUAGAAAACUCUGUAGCUUCUCUUUAAAAGCAGUUUUUUGUAACAAUACUGUUUAUAAACUUCAAUGUGUGGUCUCAAGAGCACAAAUUAUACAUGAUAUGGUAAUUUUGCUAAAUGUUGCACUUCUCCCUGUGCUUUUUAUUCUUUUUACAUACACCAGGAUUCUUAUAAUAUCCUAUCGAAGUUGUAAAGACGUCAGGAGAAAAGCUGCACAGACCUGUUUACCACAUCUAAUAGUUUUAAUCAACUUCUCCUGCUUGUGUGCAUACGAUGUCAUUACAGUGCAGCUUGAAUCAGAUUUUCCAAAGACUGUACGCUUAAUAAUGACUUUACAAAUAGUCAUGUAUCAUCCUCUCUUUAAUCCAAUCAUGUAUGGACUAAAAAUGAAAGAAAUUUCUAAACACCUCAAGAAGUUGUUCUCUCCAGCCAAAAUGGUCUGAUGUAUUAACACUGCAACAAAUAAUAUAUAUAUAUAAUAUAAUAUAUUCCACUUUUAUUCUGUAAUUUAAUAAUGAAUGAUAUUUCCAAAGUAGUUUGGAAUUUCUAUGACAUGCACAGUAAAUAAUAUUGUCAACUUCAACACUGUAAUAACUGAGAUUAUUUAAAAGCACUUUUAUUCAUCACGUGAAUUGUAAUGUUUUCUGACAUUGUUUGUUAACACAGCAAUUACUAGUUUUAAUUCACACAAAUAUACCUAUAAUUGAUAUGGUCCAUAAACAGAGAUUGGCUCUUUAAUUAAUUGCAGCACAACCAAACUAAGAGCAAUGCCAUUCAUAUUACUGAUAAUGAUGUCUUGAGGUUUAUUGAUUAAGGUCAUAAAGUGUUGAAAACGUCAACAUUAUGAAAUGCACUACUGCUCUGGGUUAAUCUUAUUAUUAACAGCCUUUAAAACAAGACAGUCCUUCCAGGAUUUCACAGGACUUUUUCGGAUUGUUGAGGCCUCUAAUGCCUGAUUUUAUGUUUCUGAAAAAAAUAUUGCAAUGCAUGUUGCAAUGUGUUGAGCCAUUUUGUUGCAAUGCAAUAGCCAGAGGAAGUGAAACUUGCAACACUAGUUGUGAUUUUGAAUUGUUUACAUAUUUAUUUUUAAUUAAUUAAAAAUCAAAGGCAAAAUGUUGCAGUGAGACUAAAAUCUCUAGCAGUUUGACUCAAGGUUGGGGGUAAGGAGGACCGCUAUGAUUGGUGAAACUCGUGGGAAACUACAAUGAUGACAUUAGAAAAGGUGCAGUAAUUGGACACAAUUGCAAGGUGGUGUAGGGUUCACAGGGAUUGGUUUCUGUUUUACAACUUCCUGAAGGGACUGACGAGACACACACAGAUCACUGUGUUUUCUUUUAGAAAUACAUGAAAUUCAUACUCAUGAAAGGUUAAUUUUCUACAUUGUACGUUUCUGCAUCAUUCUGAAACAAAACAAAAAUAAAAUAAAGCAGAGUAAUUUCUUUUAAAGAAUUGUUACAUUAUCAUGUACGUAUCAUGAUGGCCACCUAUCAUGGGUUCAUCUGUAGUGUGCAGCUACAGCACUCAGAAGGAGGCAACACAGACAUAAAGUCACAGAAAGCCAUGACUCUGAAGGAAACAACACCCUGAUGUAUAUAUAUAAAAAAAUAUAUUAUACUUUUAAUAUAGUCGUACAAGCCUAAUACAGAGCCACAGUAUUUAUAUGUCAAAUUUGACAUUCCCCACUCUCCAGCCAAGGAGUGCCUGGCAGCAUGGCCUCUCUGCAGUCAGUGCUGUAGUCAAUCAAAUCAAUCAAACUUUAUUUGUAUUGCACAUUUCAUACAGUUUAGUGCAGUUCAAAGUGCUUCACAGACAACUGACAAGACAAUAAGAAGACAGAAUGUAAUAAAAAUGUAAUAAAGUAGAUUUAAAAUUAGGAUACAAAGAUAGAAAUAAUAAUAAAAUACAUACAAUCAAUUGUACAAGUUUAUUUAAUAUAAGUUAAUAAAAAAUUAUAGAAAGCAGGCAGAAAUGAAAAUUCUCCAACUGAGAGAAUCAGUCGAGGCCAAGACAGAAAAAAACAAGGCUUUAGUCAUUGCUAGUGAGAUAAGUUUUGACAGCCAGCCAUACAAUUGCAAUUGACAAUGAUUGGCCACCUGAAUGGUGGCUGGUAGCCAUGGUUCCCAGUCAAUAUCAAUACCCAUUCUAGGUGGAUUGUGAAUGAAACUAAUACACACUCAUCAAUGGUUUUGUUUUGAAAGAGGAAGUUACUUAAAAAAAAACAUGUAUUGCAUAUAACAUAAGACCAUGUAGAAUAUCUGGUGAGACCAAUGGCCAAGUCCAAGUGCAAAUGCCAAGACAAUAGAAAAGACGUCUUGAGUCCAGACUUUAGUACAGUAUUUCAGUAUUUAAAGACCUGCUGGCUAAUACAGUGCUACACAAUUUAGCCACGAAAGAAGUAGUGUUGGUGUGAAGUAAUGAAGAAAGUCACUGUGACUAUGUUGUAUUUCUUUUAUUCAUGAUAAAAUGACAAAUCCUCUGAUAGAUACAGAUAUGAAAUCAAUGACAUCUUUGUAAAAAGAACAUUAUAGUAGACACAAGGUUCUACAAUGCAGGUGAGGAGUGGCAAGCUUCUGAAAUGGUUGGAGAUUCUACAAAGAGCAAAAACAGCACCAGACUUCCCUCUAGACUAGUCGGGACGGCAACAAUGGAAGUUAUCAAUCAGGAAAGGAUCCUGGAUCUCCUGGCCUCUCCAUCAAUGCGAACGAAGAUGCACAUUCCUCUCACUAAUCUGAUCCACAUUUAUAUGAGCUGUGAAGUUAUGAUGUUUGAAACGCUCACACAGGUUGUCUGUACUUUAAUUCUCUGACCUGACGGACUUUCUAAGGACUCUAUGCCUAUUAGAAGGUAAAUUAAAUUUCUGGAGACAGACACACAGGGGAUGUAGAGGAAGAACGAAAUGGUUAGGGAAGAGUGAGGGGUCCAGACAACGGAGACUGAAGAAGAGGAUAUUUCAGUCGUGUCUACCCUCUCUCAUCAUGGGCAACGUGAGAUUACUGGGAGAUAAAAUGGACGAGCUAACAGCGUUAGCACGGAGUCAGAGGGCGUUCUGGUAGUGUAGUUUAAUGUCAGUACUGCGACAUGGCUACACCAGGACAUACCUGACCUCCAUCGACGGCUUUCAGACUGUUGGCGCCACAGGGAUUGCACAGAGAGCGAUAAGCGUAAAGCAGGCAUGCCUGCUGUUCUAGUUAAUAACAGAUAGAUAGGUAAACAGGUAACCCUCAUUCACAUCGCCAUAUCUUGACCCUCGUAGUAAUCUCAGGUGGCUUCAACCACGUCACCAUGGCACCCUGCAUGUGAGCUGUCAUACUGAAAAGAGAAGACACUGGAACCCCCCAAGGCAUUAUUCAUUAAACUGCUGCUUGAAA